AUGGCUCGGUGUAUUAUCAAAACCCGCGGCCUUCACGCCGGCAAUCCGAUGCCCAGCGGGAAAUCUGGCCCGUGUCCCACGCUCAGGUCGCAACACCGAUUUUUCCUCUUCCCCGGCACAUCAUACGAACACCGAGUAUGCAGCGUAUCGAGCGUUUCUUUGAGGCCGCAAGUGUCCACAGACAAGAUAACGUACCUCGCUGUUUACGACGUGGCCAACUCCGAAAAGCGAGAAAAAUACGACCAAGACCUGAAAGAUUACGUGGCCAAAGAAGCUCCUCCUGGUUACGAGAGUUCCUUAGGGGAAGCAGCAUCUAUAAACGUGCAAAAAUCGGCGAAACACAGCAGAAGAGAAGCAUUUGGUUGGACGAACCAAUCCAUGGUCUCUGUGAUUGGUUCCGGUGUCAAGUUUGACGCCUCUGCGGGUUGCGGGGGACUUGGGUUCGGGUUCGCCAACAAGCAGCCUUGUUUCCUCAUUCGACCAGGGAGGACUUCGAUGGUGCCUGGAGUUCUUUGGGUCGCUUGCUACCCGUAUGCCGGUGAAUCCCUGAUCGAAAAAAUAGUUUACGUAGGUCCGAGUGUUGGUGGGAAAAACGUCAACGGGUUCCCAGUGAAGGGUUUCUUCCCUGUGAAACCCAGGACAGGUACAGAGCAGCGCGCGGCCGAGGCCGCGGGCAAGGGCCCCCAUGCCCCGAUGCCGUACAUGUACCUCAAGGUGUACCUCAAACAACAGAGAGAGGGAACCUUCAAGUCUGACACGGAAGAACGCCAAGUUGAAAUUCAGUGUUACCAGUUGGCAAAAAAUGUCCCAUUGGAUCUCACGAGGCGAUCGGGAAUGAACAUUUUUACUAUUCUUGCGGCCGAAUUACGAAAAAGGGCACUUGAUAAAACACCGUCUUGGGCCAGAGACUCGCUGAAAGCUAUUGGCAAUCACGAGCAGGAAAUUACAGCCUUCGCUCUCGAGACGCCGGAAACGCGGGAACCGGAAACGCGUGCGAGAGGAAUCCUGAAUGCUUUCAUU
Notodromas monacha is the source of this 1020-nucleotide messenger RNA. The record is from the annotation of a GenBank genome assembly. NCBI's taxonomy places the organism in Eukaryota, Metazoa, Arthropoda, Ostracoda, Podocopida, Cyprididae.